Messenger RNA from Euleptes europaea (tarantolino), 7700 nucleotides. It is a transcript of the gene ZFYVE26, whose product is annotated as zinc finger FYVE-type containing 26. The coding region runs from base 1 to 7698 and encodes 2565 amino acids. Gene Ontology annotation, biological process: double-strand break repair via homologous recombination; regulation of cytokinesis; mitotic cytokinesis. NCBI's taxonomy places the organism in Eukaryota, Metazoa, Chordata, Lepidosauria, Squamata, Sphaerodactylidae. The record is from RefSeq and is a predicted model, not a curated record. Gene Ontology annotation, cellular component: centrosome; midbody; lysosomal membrane. The transcript is spliced from 41 exons. Gene Ontology annotation, molecular function: phosphatidylinositol-3-phosphate binding; metal ion binding.
AUGCUUCCAUUUGGUAAGGAGGAAUCCGCUUCCUUGGAGCAGCUCUUCUGGUUUUUCUGUGAAUGUAUGCAGCGGGGAGACUGGGAACUUGCCCAGGCCUGUGUUCCUCAGUUGCAUCAGUGGCAGGAGGAUGGUACUGAAAAGGUGGGAGCAAUCCUGCAUGCUCUGGUUGCCUGCCCUUCUCAAUUGAGGUGUGGGUCAAACUGUAGUCCUCAAAAACUUGCUUGGUUUUGGCUCCUCGUAUUGCAGAAGUGGCUAGCAUUAGAACAGAAAACAGUUCCAGUAGCUCUCCAGAGAGAAACAGAGUUCUUGGUGCUCUUAGAAGAACUUGGAAAGGAUCUCUCCCCCACCAUACUUGAGGAGCUAUAUGAAGCUUAUGAAAAUGUGCAUGGGUCAAACAGGAAGCAAAAGGAUGACUCCAUGCCAAAAUUUAGUGCGGAAACCACCUCUGCUUUCCAAAAACUGCUCUUGCAGGCGCCUCGGAAGUUGCAAGCCACGCUGGAGUUCCUGCAGAGAGAUUCUGCUGGGGAGAGUUCUUCCCUAACACAAAGUUGCUCAGUACAAAGCAUUCUUCUUGGCUUCCUCUGGGACUCCCUAAAGCGUCUGAAGUGUUUUCAGUUAAAUCCAGAGUUGUCGGAACGGGAUUGGAAGGAUACUGUAGAAGAAAUUUACAGUGCGCUUAGUAUAUUGAAUGUUGAGGUGGAGAAUCAGACCGGAAAGCUGCGCCUUCUGUGCAGCGAACUUCUGGAUGCUUGUUGGGCUGAAAGAAGCCCACUGAAGGAAGAGAGGUUGCUGAGCUGUAUGUUGAGGAAAGACAGCCAUGCCUUGCUAAAUAGGUUUGGCAGUGUUUUCGUUGAGAAGACAAGAGAGAAACUGCUGGGGCCGAAGUCAUCAGGCAAAGGUACAUCUGAACAGCUGGAUGCUGAGCGGGCUGUGAUGGCACUGUUCUCAGACUCUGGACAUGCUUAUUCUUGGAAGGCUGCCUAUUUUUACUUCCUUACCAGCAACAAACACUUUUUGGAACAAAUUCUGAUCACAGCAUUAACAUUAUUGAAAAGGGAAGAUUUCUCCAGCCUUGGUAACUUAUUGAGGGGGGAAUUCAGCCACCUCCGUCGCCUCCUGAUAUUACUAGGAUGGACUCAGUGUCGUAGUCUGGAAUCAGCCAAAAAGCUGCUGUGGACUCUUCACAAAUCUCAGGGCCUCUGCAAUGACAUUGUCUUAAAAGAUUUCUGCGAUGGGCUGUGUUUCCAACUCGAGGUUCUUGAGUGGUGUAUACAACAAAAUAGUAAUCCUCUCCCAGAGAAGAUACUUCUGCAGCAUUUGCACAAUUUGGAUUGUCACUCUUCACUUUACCACCUCCACCGCCUGACCAACCUUGUGACCCUGGAUGAAGACGCUGUCACUGAACUUCUUCAGAGAACUGCAACUGGGGAUACAGGAGCUCAAGAUUCAACUGUGAGGCCAGCUUCCAGCCUUUUGAGUCAACAGCGCAACCUCAUUCUUUUCCAGGCAUUUUGUGCCAUGAAAUACGCCAUCUAUGCACUCUGUGUCAAUGCUCACAGGCAUGCAAACUGCAAGGACUGCGUGACCUGCUUUGCCGGUGACCUCCCUGGUGAGCUGCCUGAUCAGAAUGAACCUGCAGACCAGCCUCUCUUCCCAGAUUAUGCAAGCCUCUUUGCUCAGUAUCUUGACAAGUGCCAGCAGUUUUUAAGGACUGUUCCCACUCCUCUACGUCUGGAGCUCCUGGAGAACAUCUUCUCCUUGCUGUUUGUCUCCUACAGAGACCUCUGCAAUAAUUCCUCCCAAGAGAAUGAGAACACAGAAGAAACUGACUGUGAGAAGAAGGGACCGAAAAGUUGCGCUAGCCAAGGUUCUUCUGCCUCCACAAGUCCGCAGCAUUCUGCAGGGCUUGAAAGAAGACCUGAGUUGCACCUCACUGUAUCUCAAGACCAUACCAGGGGCCAAGGGCUGCUGGACUUGGAAUCAAAUGGCAAGAAUCGCAGUUCCUUCACAUUAAGUCACUUAGAUUUGAAACACUUCACCAGUGGGAUGAAGGGAUUUUUAGCUGAUGGUGUUGCAAUGGAGAGCCUUCUCAAAAUGCUCCUGGAUCAUCUGAAAGAAAUUGAGGAUUAUUUUCCAUGGGACUCAAGUCAUAUUCCUCAGGAGGAGCUGGCAUUGCUGGAUUGCUUGAAUUUAUCUGUAAACAGAGGUGGCUUUGGCUGUCGCUUGCAGCUGUUCUCAAAGUACCUCUCUGAAGCUCAAUGGCGGUACAAUGUAGUGAUGAGUAAUAGAAAGUCAGGUGAUCAGCUUGUACACACUAGAAUGCAAGGUCGUUUAACUGGAGGAUCCAGUGCGAAGAGACACGCUCGACCUCAAAGGCAAAAGCCAGAUAGCAAGGAGGAAGCCUCAAGCACCUCACUGGGAAGCACAAGCAGUGAAUUAAGCAGCGCUAAUGCGUCAGAAGGAAGUGCUAGUGUUCUGUCUGAUUGGAGUGAUGUAGAAUACAGGAUAAAGCCGCUGCAGAACUCACUCGUCCCGAUGAUGCUUUCUCCGCCAGAAUCACUUCUUGUUGCCUGUAUCCUGAGGGGAAAUGUUGUAGAAGCCCAUCAGGUAGCUGCUAUGUUUAAUUUGGAGUCUUCUGUGUCCUACGGGGAGCUGAUUUUCCUGGAACAUUACCAGGGAGUGAUCAAGGAACUGGCAAAAGUGGAACACAAGAUUGAUGCUCAAUCACUGGAAGCUUCUGGAAGCCUGAAACAGUCUGUCGGUGGCCGUUCAACAUUACAGGCUAUUGGGAAUGCAGCUGCAGCAGGUAUGGUGUUCUACUCCAUUUCGGAUGUUACUGAUAAGCUGCUCACACCUUCGGAAGGCCUUGUUCCUAUGCUCCAAGAAGGCUUCUGGACCAACAGCAUCCAGCUGGAGCAUACAGACCCCCUGAGUGAUGUCCUGGAAGGCCUCUGCUCCUCUGCCAUGGCCACGUUUGACUUGGCAGCUACCCAGUGCCACUUCUGGAAGACCUGCAAGCAGCUCUUAGAAAUAGCAGAGAGGAAGUUGCUUAGCAGCCUUGAAAUGAAGGGACAAAGACUUGAUUCUGUUCUUCUGUGCUCUGAUGGCUUGAGAGGGUUCCCGGCAUUUCUUCAACAAAUAAGUAAAAUUAUCAAUACAUCUCAAGGGCACCCUCAGUCAGAAAUCUCCGGUGGUGAAAUAAGUUGUCACUUCCACUGCAGUGCCGUCGAUCUGCUGCAGACUUGUUACCCAAGCCUGACAGAAGGCUGCAUUACUAAUCAGGUUGUGUUAUCACAGCGCUUUGAUCAAAUCCUGGAGAGACUAGCAAAUGCAGAGAAUUCAUCAGAUUCCAAAAGCAACUUACUUGCCUCCUUGGUAGAACAAGCUUCUUUGAAACCUGCAGAAUUAGAGGCACAUCCCAUUUAUAGUCAAAUCAAACUGUUGCUGAGAACGCUGGACCAACAUGCCCAGACCACACAAGACAGCAUGGCGCAGCAUGUCUAUGUGCAGAACUUCUUUGCUUAUGUUAACAAGCUGGCUGCUGUUGUCCUCCAGAGCCUCAAUCCAGAACUAGAUCAGUCUACUGAAGUUCAAGUAGGAAACCCCUUCCUGUUGCUCCAGCAGAGCCCUUCUCAGUUGCUGUCCCAGCUGUUGUUUGAGAGGCAGGUUUCUCCUGACAGGUUGUCUCUGCUGCUGGCCAAAGAACAACUGAAUUUAAAUGUGCAGCAAGUGAUAAUUCACUAUUGCUGUGAGGCGCUGCCUCUGUGCGACAUCAGGCAAAGCAGCCAGACUAGGUCCCUUUUAACCAAUAUAAGCAGUUUAGCCCACCUCCAUGCAUAUAACUGCUUGCCUGAUGUUGAGAUACCCAUCCACAAUCCAACAGUGGACUCUGAGGACACUUCCAGCCAUUCCUCCUCCUCCUCAAUGGCUGAACUGAACCAGCACAUGCUAACGACUUCCUCCCUCUCUUUCCUGAAGUCUCAGUCAACCUUAACAGCUGCCGUUGCUUGUCUCAGUGCAUCAGAUGUUCAGAGAGCCCCCAAAACAGGCCUGUCAUGGAUGGAGUUCCGAGGCAGGCGCGAAGUCCCCUUGUCCAUGGAGCAAAUUUCCAAGGAAUGUGAAGUGUUGUUAAAGGAAUUCCCCUUUCUGGAGAGCUUCCUUCUUACUAUGAGCACACCCUUGCAGGACCCUCUGGACAAGGGAAAUAGCUUGGCCAGCGGUCUCUGUGGAAAGUCUUACAUCUCCUUGCUCUUCGUGGGACUGCAUUCCGUCAGAGCUGUUGAGGUGCUAAUGGAAAUCUUUGAGCAAGCGCUCACGGCAGGCGACUGGCUCAGAGCCCUGAAGGUCUUGGAUCUCUACAGCCAGGAUAUGGAAGAGCUGGUCACUGUGAGGGAUGCAGUGCUGAGUUGUGCUGCUGCUGAUGGUCCAGAAGGUGGGCAACAUCUGUUCCGAGUGAGGGAUGCCAUGCUGAGGAGCAGGCUGGCCUUGCGCUGUCUGGAUAGGUGGCCCCUGAAGGCUUGUCUGGACAUUUUAGCAUAUUGCACCUGUGACCCUGAGGUGACUGAAGAACUCAGAUCUGAUCUGCAGAGCAAGACAAGAGAACUUCAGGUUUACCAAAAGAUUCUAAGUCUACAAGACAUCCCUGUGUGGCUUGACUGGCAGGAUCUCAAAACAGCUUGCGUUGAUAAUCCUCAGGCUGUUCUGGGGGUGAUUCUGGAGGCAAAGGAAUAUGAUUUAUGUGAAGAAUGGGGUAAUCUGUAUCCUAUUCCAAGAGAUCAAUUAAUCAGUCUUCACCAGAAUCAUCUCCUUCACUUGCUGGAGAUGGGAGACAUGGAGAAGGCCUUGCUGCUCUUACAAAGGAUAGAAGACCCAGACAUUCAGCUUGUCAUAAGCGAACAGUGUCUUGAUAAACAUCCUAGCUUGGCAGCUUCUCACUUCCUCGCAGAUUACCUCACAACAUAUUUCUACAGGCACUUAACAGCGAUGCGCCAUAAUGAAAUUCAGGCGCUCUAUAUGGGAUCAAAGGUGUUGCUGACUCUCCCCGAGGCUUACCGUGCCAGCUACUCCCACCUCUCCUGCAAGCCGCUGCUGAUGCUGGAACAGCUCCUGAUGAACAUGAAAGUGGAUUGGGCUGCGGUGGCCAUACAGACACUGCACCAGCUCUUGGCUGGGCAGGAGAUAGGUUUUACUGUGGAAGAUGUUGAUGCCUUGCUUUCCAAAUAUGCGGGGAAAGCCCUCGACUUCCCCUUCUCAUUAAAAGAGAAGAGAUCAGAUUCCAUUAUUCAGAUUCAAGAGAGUCUUUGUCAGGUAUCUGAAUCUGGCACAUUGUCUAAAUCGGAAUCAACAGAGUUAUAUUCUCCUAGUUUUCCUGAUGCAGCACGUUCACCCAGCCCAGGAGAAAGAAGCCUACUGCGAACUGUUUCUGUUCAGGAGUUUGUGCCACCUGAGAGGCCCCCACCGAAACACCAGUGGAUCCCAGAUGAAACCGAAGGAACGUGCAUGGUCUGCAAAACGGAGCGUUUUACUAUGUUCAAUAGACGGCAUCACUGCAGACGUUGCGGAAGGCUUGUAUGCAGCUCCUGUUCUACCAAGAAAAUGGUGGUAGAAGCAUGCAUGGAAAACCUGGCUCGUGUCUGUGACCAGUGCUACAAUUACUACAACAAGGAGUGUUCAACAGUUUUAUGCCAAGAUACAGUAAUCGCAAAUGAUGAGGACAAGGAUCUAGAAGAAGAGACUUCUGAACACUCAGAUUACUCUGUAGUGAUGCAAGUACCAAAGACAGCGGAGCUUGAAUGGCUUCUUUCUUUGAGAGAAGAAGAGAAUGAAACUGUGCGUAGUGAGUUUUACUAUGAACAGGCUCCCAGUGCUUCCUUGUGCAUCGCCAUCUUGAAUCUGCACUCGGAUAGCGUAGCUUGUGGUCACCAGUUGAUCGAGCACUGUUGUAAGUUGUCUCGAGGCCUGACAAACCCUGAAUUGGAUGCUGGGCUCCUCACGGAUAUCAUGAAGCAGCUUCUUUUCAGUGCCAAAAUGAUGUUUGUAAAAGCUGGAAGGAGCCAAGAUUUAGCUCUUUGCGAUAGUUACAUCAGCAAAGUGGAUGUGUUGACUAUUUUGGUGGCUGCUGCAUAUCGUCAUGUACCAUCUCUGGAUCAGAUACUGAAGCCUGCAGCAGUUACAAGGCUACGGAAUCAACUUUUGGAAGCAGAAUACUAUCAACUCGCUGUAGAGGUUUCUACAAAGACUGGCCUCGAUCCUGCUGGUGCGUGGCAUGCAUGGGGCAUGGCUUGUCUUAAAGCAGGCAAUCUAACUGCUGCCAGAGAGAAAUUUAGCCGGUGCCUAAAGCCCCCACGAGAUCUGAAUCAGCUAAAUCUGGGCACAAGACUAGUCCAAGAUGUUAUCCAUUACCUGGAGACCACGGUGAAGCCUAUUCUCUCUGUGCAGGAUGACGACUACUUUGCCACACUGAGGGAACUGGAAACCGUGCUGAGGACACGGAGCCUGUGUCUGGAGAUGAUACCCGAGGGGAAGAUCCAGCAUAACAGCUACUACCAAGAGUGCCUCUUUUAUUUACACAAUUAUGGCACCAAUCUAGCAAUCAUCAGCUUUUAUAUGAGGCAUGGCUGCAUGCGGGAAGCACUGCUGCACUUGUUGAACAAGGAGAGCCCACAGGAAGUGUUCAUUGAAGGGAUCUUUGUCCCAAGCUACAAGAGUGGGAAGCUUCACAUGCUGGAGAACUUGCUGGAAACCAUCGAUCCCGGCCUGGACAGCUGGGGGGUUUAUCUCAUUGCAGCUUGCAGGCACUUGCAAAAGAAGAAUUAUUUCCAUAUUCUGUAUGAAUUGCAGCAGUUUACAAAGGAUCAAGUUCGUGCUGCCAUGACCUGUAUUAGAUUUUUCACGCACAAGGCAAAGUCGUAUACUGAACUGGGAGGCAGGCAGAAAUGGCUACUGAAAGUCAAGGAUCAUCUCAAAGUUUACCUACAGGAAGUUUCACGGACCUCAGGAAGGAAAAGAGUCCAAUGCUCUUUCCGUAAAAAAAUGUCUGCGACUGAUGUGUCAAGGCAUCUCAGUACAGUUGAACUUCAAAUGGAAGUAACAAAGUUCCUCCAUCAAUGUGAGAAACUGAGUGCUUUGUCUGCAGCUGGCUUGGCUGUACCCACACUUUUUGGAAACAAUCAAAUGAAAAUGGAAGUUGCUUGCAAGGUCAUGUUGGAAGGCAAAAACAUUGAGGAAGGCUUUGGAAUUGCAUUCAGAGUCCUACAGGACUUCCAGCUGGAGGCAGCUGCUGUGUACAAUAAAGUGGCCCGGCAGCUGUUGAAACGGCAGAAGUUCAGUGAGAUCAGGCAGCUCCUCAAAUGCAUUAAGGAAUCAGGGGUUGCUGCUAAAAAUGAUGGGGACAAUGUCAUCCUGAACUGUCUGGAUGAGUUUGGCGCUAUCCCUUCUGAGGAACUGGACGAUCUGAUCCAAGAUAUGGACAAUGAUGAAAACAAGAUCCAAGCAUAUCUGAGAUGCCACAAGCUGCGUUCUGCUUACCUGGUUGCUGUGAAGCUGGAGAACGCUAGAGCUGUGCAGUUGGUUCAGCACGUACGGCAGUUGGCUGAGGACAGUGGGGAAGAUGUGGUGCAGGCCAUUUGCACCCAGUGGCUUUCAGUGCAUCAAGCCAAGCCAAAAAGCUGGCUGGCUCAGAGCACCAAGAAGUGACU